Molecule: messenger RNA, 1080 nt
Organism: Heterobilharzia americana
Lineage: Eukaryota; Metazoa; Platyhelminthes; Trematoda; Strigeidida; Schistosomatidae
Source: the annotation of a GenBank genome assembly
AUGUCAUCUAACAUUGGUCUUAUUAGACGUCGAUGUAAACGUACUUGUGAUCGUUAUGUAUUUUUUGAUCAAAAGAUAGCUGUAGAAAAGUUAACCGGUUUAAUUUUAAUCGGUGAAACAAUCGAUAAUAAUAAUAAUGAAUUAAUAAAGCCUGAUGAUUUAUCAAAAAAUUCUUCUUUAUCAUCUCUUCAAAACUUUAAUUGUAAUAUAUGUCAAUUGAAAAUCAAUAAUUGUAUGGAUAUGCGAGAUCAUUUCAAAAGUGAUUGGCAUAUUUAUAAUAUAAAUCGAUAUUUAUGUGAUAAAUGCCCAUUAGAUUAUGAAUUAUUUAAAGCAUUACAAGAAGAGAAAGAAUGUUUUACACAACAUAAUAAUAAUAAUAAUAAUCAUAUUAUAAUGAAUGAUAAUAAUUCAUCAUUAAAGUAUACAACAGUAUCAUUAUUACCUAAUAACAAUAAUCAUGAAAAGAAUGAAUCAUCUAAUAUAGUGACUAAUUCAUCGCUUACUGCAUCAUCACAUAAGCAUAUGUUAUUCUUUCGAAAUAAGAAUUCUGAAAUCAUUGGAAUAAAUCGAUGUGUUUUAUUCACUCGUAAGACAAUGCCUGUGACAAUGGAUGAAUUAUUGGCGUGUGUAUCACGUGUUCGACAGAGUCGAAGAUGGGCUAUUCUUCUCUAUUCUGGUGGCAAAUUCGCUGGUGGUAUUUUCGAUGGGAUGAAUGAAGUUGCCCAUAAAACUUUACAACAUUAUACUGUACGUGCUAAACAAGGUGGUGGACAAUCAUCUUAUGAUUCAUUGUGUGGUGGUCUACGCGGGUCCAAAUCGGCUGGUGCUAAUCUCCGACGUCAUGGAGAAACAGCUAUCCGUAAUGAAAUCAGUGAUCUUUUGCAUAAUAAAUGGCGUACUCUGUUACAAUCUUGUCAACUUAUAUUUCUUUGGUCACCUAAAGUGAAUCGAAGUAUAUUUUUCAAUCCACCUACAUCAUCUUCAUCUAUUCUGGAGUAUAUAAUCAAGAUGUAUCAAAUAAUUAUCUUUCAGUUACUACAGAUUCUCAAGUAUCUUCUAAUUCACUUCCAGAUCCAUUAG